Messenger RNA from Trematosphaeria pertusa, 701 nucleotides. RefSeq lists its product as uncharacterized. The record is from RefSeq and is a predicted model, not a curated record. Lineage: Eukaryota; Fungi; Ascomycota; Dothideomycetes; Pleosporales; Trematosphaeriaceae. Bases 64 to 585 code for a protein of 173 amino acids. The transcript is spliced from 2 exons.
CUUCGAAGUCGGCGAUUCGUCCAGCAACAGUGCAGCAUCAGCAUCUCGAUUCCUGCAUUUGCUAUGGGCUCAUGUCACAUGCCCAUGUCCAUGCCCAGGACGGCAUUACCCGUGCAAUGGCCUUCGUGGAAGGCGACGGUGGCUUUCGCCCAAGCCUGUCCAUUGGACUCUGAUGGGAAAAGGAAGCUUCGAACCAUGUUAACAUGGCAUGUGCCGGACAAAUCGAACGUUGUGCCAUGCUCUGACUUUCUCCACGAAUGGACACGCCCAUGGCGUGCCGCCCAUGAGCCUAUCUCACGGCUCCACCUCGCCAACCCUGGUCCUGCCAUUGACUCCAUGAAAGGUGAUCUAGGUGUUGAAGGUGUUUCUCCUCCAUAUGCGCGCGGGCUUUGGCUCGGCCUGCACCGCGACAGCCCUGGGGCCAGGCGGAAGGCAAAGACAAGCCAAGACAACGGACCCCCAGAGAUGCGAUAUCGAUUGAUGAAGGACUGGUACGGGCCGUGCGGUGAUUCUUGUAAUUCCGGCGGUGGUCGAGAGCCGUCUCAGAGCGAUGCGAAUCGCCGAAUGCUGUUUGCAAGCGCGUGAAACUUAUUGGCGGCUUCCCACCAAUGGCCGUGAUGCUUCGAUUCUCUUCGGGCGCUGGCUCUGCGAGCUCUAAAGCUCAGUACACUCAACGAGACUGACAUUAUCGAACUUUGCAG